AUGGCGGGGAACUCCAACACCGCCGUGGGCUGGGCCGAGUCCAUCUCCGGUCUUUCUCAGAUCGUUCUGGCCGGGCCGGCGGGCGUGUUGACAGACACAGUGUCAAGAAGUAAAAUCUUGCGAUGGUGCGCCUACCUGUCGGUGUUGGCUGUGGGCGCUUCCAUUGCAGGAAUCGGCUUUGACAAUUUCCCAAUUAUCUAUGUGUCCUUGUUCAUUUUCGGAGCAUACACAGCACUGCAGAACACAGCCAGCUUCGCCUUGUAUUCUGAUUCGAUCCCUCAGGGCUCUCGAGCCAAGUGGCUCUCACGUGUGAGCAUUGUGAAUCAGCUAGGCUAUGGUGCUGGGCCCUUCUUUAGCCUCUUUUUGUUUGGCUACUUCGGGAAUCAAUGGAAGCUCUCAGUGCUUCACGUUGUAUUGAUCAUCGGCUUUUUGGGCAUGAUCCCAGCGAACCUCUUCUUGGUGAACUUGAAAGAUGCUCAACAUGAAGAUGGUGGAGCAGAAGCAUCGGGAGCCUUCAGCAAUCUGAAGUAUGCAAGGGUCGUCCCCUGGCUGAUUUGUAGCUUGGAUGUGGUGACCGCCAUUGGAGCUGGCAUGACGGUGAAGUUCUUCCCUCUUUUCUUCAAGCAGGACUAUGGGCUCAAUCCUGGACAGAUCCAGUUGCUCUUUGCCGUCUACGGCCUCUCCUUUGGUUUCUUCACUUGGCUCUGUGAAAAAGCGGCCGCCAAGUUGGGUCGAGUGCAGGCAGGUGUCCUUUUUGCGACGGCGGGGGUGGUUUGCCUCUUCUUGUUGGCCUACCUCAGAUGGCUCCCCAGCGUCUUGGUGGUCUUUGUGAUUCGUGGGGCCUUCGCGAAUGCCAUCUAUCCAAUUGACCGAUCCAUCUUGAUGGACUUCGUCCCGUCCAACGAGCGCGGUCGGUGGAAUGCUGCUGAGAGCGUCAGCAGCAUGUCGUGGUCGGGGUCAGCAGUGAUUGGAGGUUACUUGAUGGAUGCCUAUGACUACCGACAGACCUUUGUCACUUGGAGAUACUGGUCAGGUCACACCGCGUGCAUCUAUGCGGUGGCUGCCAUCAUGAGGCUUCCCCUCUUUUUCCUGGUGCCACGAUAUGAGCUUCCAGCUUCACAGCAACCCUUCAUCGGAAGGGCCGUGACACAGGAAGAUGUCCAAGCAGACUUGCUGCGAUCGGUGAGAUCGCGAAGCGUGCAGUUUGAGCUUUAGGCGUUUUUUAGGUGGACCUUCUCGGUGGCCCCAUUUUCGCGAAGGUCAAUUCGACCAAGCCCACGGGCUAAUGCAUAGUAAGUCAUGAAUGACAAAGAAUGACCUCAGGUCGUUUUGUAGACUAGGCACUUGAAUGCCUGCGCAUGCGUGGCAGGCACUCUUUUCGCCAUGUGUGACCAGGGUGGGGGACUGCUUAGUUGAGCGGUGCCAUGAA
Durusdinium trenchii is the source of this 1429-nucleotide messenger RNA. NCBI's taxonomy places the organism in Eukaryota, Dinophyceae, Suessiales, Symbiodiniaceae. The record is from the annotation of a GenBank genome assembly.